Messenger RNA from Spinacia oleracea (spinach), 2221 nucleotides. RefSeq names its product pentatricopeptide repeat-containing protein At1g79080, chloroplastic. The record is from RefSeq and is a predicted model, not a curated record. Gene Ontology annotation, molecular function: mRNA binding; protein binding. The transcript has a single exon. Bases 340 to 2040 code for a protein of 566 amino acids. Lineage: Eukaryota; Viridiplantae; Streptophyta; Magnoliopsida; Caryophyllales; Amaranthaceae.
UUGUAACAAUAGACGUGUUAGAAUCAUGUAGUUUUAUCCUCAAUUGUUGGAUAACACAAAAUGAAAUUGAGGUUCUCUACUCUGCAAUAUAGAGUAGAAUUGUUGAAGAAACGCCAUUACUCUUUCAGAAACUUGAUAUAGUAUGUUCAUAUUCCCUUCUUCCUAUCUUUAUCUACUUUCUUAUUGAAUUUUACUUCAUCUGCUUCAUAUAUUAUACAUCAAAUUCUCCAGUUUAUCUAAGUUUAUGCAUAUAUUAUAAGGUUAAUCCCAUCAAACCCAUGAUUUUCUUGCUGUUUUAGUCUUAAAUUUACAUUUUAAAACGCAUGUAUCUGCAAAUUAAUGGCAACCCUUUUGCAAUCGUUGUCUCCAAUAACAAACCCAUGUCUAGAAAGUACAGUAAAAGCAAGUGGAUUUUUUUCCCAGAUCCCAAAUCUUCAUACUUUGUCACUAAAUAAGGGUUUUUCAAGGGUAUUAGCAUCUAACCAAGUCACUAUUUCAUCGAAUUCUGUGUUUACAUUGCCUAAUUGGAGGACUGGUAAGAAUGAUCCUAAGACUAAAGAGAUUAAGGUGAAUGAUGCUUUUUUGUACUUGGAAUAUAUGGUUGAAAAGGGGCAUAAACCUGAUAAAGGUCAGGCGACUCAGUUAUUGUAUGAUCUUUGUAAGCUGAGUAAAGUUCGGAAAGCGAUUCGAGUGAUGGAGAUGAUAGUUAAUUCGGGUGUGAAACCGGAUGCUACGUCGUACACCUUUUUGGUGAAUCAUUUGUGUAAGAGAGGGAAUGUUGGAUAUGCAAUGCAGUUAGUUGAGAGGAUGGAGGAGUCUGGCUAUCCAACAAACACGGUUACAUAUAAUUCAUUAGUUAAGGGACUUUGUAUGCUUGGGAAUUUGAAUAAGAGUUUGCAGCUUUUGGAUAGGUUAAGGAAGAAGGGGCUUGAACCUAAUGUUUUUACUUACUCAUUCUUGCUGGAAGCUGCGUAUAAGGAAAGAGGAGUUGACGAAGCAGCAAGGCUGUUGGAUGAGAUAAUUGCAAAGGGUGGAAAGCCUAAUUUGGUGAGCUACAAUGUGCUCUUGACAGGUCUGUGUAAGGAAGGAAGAACAGAGGAAGCAAUUACUUUUUUCAGGAAUUUGCCACAGAAAGGUUUUGAGCCGAAUGUGGUGACUUACAAUAUUAUGCUGAGGACUCUAUGUUGUGAAGAACGGUGGAAUGAGGCGUAUGAGCUUCUAGCUGAAAUGGAUGAUGGAGAACGUGCCCCAUCUGUUGUUACUUAUAACAUUUUGGUCAGUUCACUUGCUCUUCACGGCCAAGUUGAUCAGGCGUUUGUGGUAUUAGAAGAAAUGAUGAGGGCAGGAUUCAAACCAACAGGAGCCACCUACAACCCCAUUAUUACACAUUUCUGCAAGGAGGGGAAGGUGGAUCAAGUUAUGAAGUGCUUAGACGAGAUGAUUUUGCAGCAGUGCUAUCCUAAUGAAGGAACAUACAAUUCAAUUGCUGUACUUUGUGAAGAUGGAUUAGUUCAGGAGGCAUUCUCCAUCAUCCAAAGCUUAGGUAGCAAAUCUAACUUUUCAACUCAGGACUUUUAUAAAACUGUGAUUACAAGCUUGUGCAGGAAAAAUAAUACAUACCCGGCAUUGAAGCUACUGAACGAGAUGACAAAGUAUGGAUUCACACCUGAUUCUUAUACUUAUUCAACGUUGUUGAGAGGGUUGUGUAUGGAAGGAAUGUUAGGUGCAGCAGUUGAGAUUUUCAUGUUGAUGGAAGGAAAUAAUUGCAGACCAGAUGUUGAUAAUUGUAAUGCUCUUAUACUUGGAUUAUGCAAAUCUCAUAGAACUGAUUUGUCUUUGGAUAUCUUUCAAAUGAUGGUAGAAAAAGGAUAUAAGCCAAAUGAGAUGACUUAUACUAUUAUUGUCGAAGGCAUAGCUCAUGAAGAAGAAAUGGAACUAGCAGCAAUAGUUUUGGAACAACUUUAUGACAGGAAAGUAUUGAGUAGGAACACAAUGGAAAGGCUCGUCAUGCAGUAUGACCUCGAGGGUUUACCAGUCUAAACAUCCCGCAGACAAACUUCUUUAUACACAAAUGCAUGAUAGAAAUGUUUUAUGUAAUUAUUUGAAAUUGAUAAUAAUGCUCCAGUUGCAUUCUGAUUCUAGUUGAGAUAAUCAGUUUAAAGUUCCUGAUUCCUUUGUACUGAUGUGGUACUUCCUCAAAAUGGUUGUGAUCUCUGCUUCA